Messenger RNA from Darwinula stevensoni, 624 nucleotides. NCBI's taxonomy places the organism in Eukaryota, Metazoa, Arthropoda, Ostracoda, Podocopida, Darwinulidae. The record is from the annotation of a GenBank genome assembly.
AUGCAAGCCGAUUGGAUUGUGGUGAUGGAUGAUGGCAAGAUUGUUGAGCAGGGGCAACAUGAUGUUUUGGCCAACCAAGUUGUUUGGCGGCAUCAAGCCACAGUUGAGCGUAACCACAGUGCUGAUAAUUUUCAAACCAUGGACCACCUUCGGUAUAGUGCAGGACCUUUGGGUAGCCGUCUUGAGGUUCGUGAUACCAGUCUACCAGCCAAUUCCAUGGGCGAGCUGUUCGAGCAAGCGUUGAUAGACAUGACAUUGCUCUUCCUGCGUUUGGAGGAGUUGGCUGCGGCGCAAGUCUUGGGUGAGCCUGAUAUUGCACGUGUACCCUUGAUGAUUGACUCUUCCAAGUGGGAGGUUAUUGAGGCAGGGCUGCAAUGUAUUCAAGGUAAAGGCAUUGUUAACUCCAUUUCCCUCAAAGAAGGGCAAGACAAAUUCAUCGAGCAAGCCAAACGGAUCAAACGCUACGGAGCAGCAACCGUGGUCAUGGCUUUUGACGAGGCUGGUCAAGCCGAUACCUAUCAACGAAAAAUUGAGAUUUGUGAACGUUCUUAUCGCAUCCUUGUCGAUGAUGCAGGGGCAUACGGCCCGCACCUGGUUAUCCUGCUUGUCCUGAUCAUCAUGUGA